Messenger RNA from Aspergillus versicolor CBS 583.65, 1741 nucleotides. RefSeq lists its product as uncharacterized. NCBI's taxonomy places the organism in Eukaryota, Fungi, Ascomycota, Eurotiomycetes, Eurotiales, Aspergillaceae. The record is from RefSeq and is a predicted model, not a curated record. The transcript has 5 exons. The coding region runs from base 1 to 1731 and encodes 576 amino acids.
AUGGCCAGGUUUUUACAAGGCUGGCUCGGUGUGAGCUUCAUUCUCUUCCAGAUCAGCUUCGCUUUGGUAUUCGAUGAAGUGCCUGCCUCCGAUGUUGUGCCUUCGAACCUUCAGACCAGGGCGAGUGACGAUGUUGACCUUUCCAUGCUGGAACUGCUGAAGAGAGACUCGUUCUACUGGACUGUUCCAGGAACCCAAAAUGGACACCGCGCCCUGGCCAACCUGACCAUCGACCUCCCCGGCGACGACGAGACAGUCAUCUCGCUAGACCGAUUCAAGCACCUCGUCGGGUCCGUCGAAUGCACAAACAAGACCAUGACCGUUGGUCUCCAAAGCCAGAAAGCGUUCGACCACGUAAAGCGCGUCUGGAAGUGGCUGAACGAGGGCGAGCCGCACAAGAUAAUUGUCGUCGCUGGCGCGGGUGAGUGUGGAUGGAAUCCAAGUCGAAUCCCCUUCUCUGCCUCGAAAGUCAGGUUCAACGAUGCAGACAAUACUGCAAACCUGGUUGGCAAGACGAUCGAAUGGAAGGAGUUCCAGAACUACGAACUCACCGUUGGCAACUACCAGCCUGUAUCGACGAGUGCUUUGGCUCAACGAGACGUCGACGAAGACAUGACCCUCCCAUUUGAUAUCCCUCUCCCGUUCAGCAGUGGGAGUCUCCAGACCCCCGUCGAUAAUCUCAAAUUGACCUGGUAUUGUGGUGACUGCGGCACGAAGGGGUCCUUUGACCUGGGCUUCCAUAUAGAAACAAAGCUGGGAAUCCCAACGGAUGCAUCCAUCUCCCUCUCCCCUAAUGGCGUCUCAACGGUCCUCAACCCCCGGAUUGCCAUCCAGUCCGACCUUACCGGUGACAUUGAUGAUGAGUGGCCGAUUGGAACGAUUCCCAUCGGAGGCAUCACGAUCCCUGGUGGGAUUCUUGAUGUCGGUCCGGAGAUUAUAUUCAGUCUUGGAUACUCGGUUGGGCCUCUCCAGGGCUCUGCGGGUAUUCAGACUGGUGUCACAGUUACUAUCCCGGAUGAAGCAGAGCUUGAGAUUGGCCUCUUGGACCCGGAUGUUUCUUCUGAUGGCUGGGAUGCCGAGGUCGAGACUGAAGAUGUCAUCCUUGAUGCGCGGCUGACGGGUGAUGCUCUUGUUUAUUUCAAGGCUGCGAUAGGUCUUUCGGCUAAGGCUCUUGGUCUUGGAUUCCAAGCUGGUCUCAACCUCAAACCCUACGCCGGUGCCGGGUUCAUUGCCCAAGCAACAACCGACGAAGUCUGCGAAGGAACUGACUACCAAUACGGCAUCAAAGUGUUUCCCAAAGCCGGUAUCUCAUUGAACGCGGACGUAGCCAAAGCGAGCGAGCCUGAGGAUCCCUUAGCGGAGGCUGUUAUCGCUUCUAUCACUGCCUCUAAUCUACCAACAUUCUGUACUGGCUUCGGUGGGGAUGCGUCUAGUACGCCGGUCCCAUCAAGCAGUGGGCCUGCGACGACGCCGACUCCUACCUCUAGCCCUAGGCCGAGCAGUACACCCCUUUCAAGCUCUAUCCCUACCUCUUCCAGCCAUAUUUCUAGUUCAAGGCUGCCCCCGUCCUCCACUCCUAGGCCCAGUCCUAGUAGUACCCCGGCGUCUUCGCCGUAUCCAAGCAGCACGCCCAGUUUGUCGCCGUCGCCAUCACCAUCACCAUCACCAUCAACGUCCAAGACUCGACGUCAGCACUUCCGCCACGGAGCGCAUGGUAGAAGGGUUUACUAGUGGACUGUUG